This is a messenger RNA of Dufourea novaeangliae, 1073 nucleotides long. Its product is annotated as box C/D snoRNA protein 1. NCBI's taxonomy places the organism in Eukaryota, Metazoa, Arthropoda, Insecta, Hymenoptera, Halictidae. Gene Ontology annotation, biological process: maturation of LSU-rRNA from tricistronic rRNA transcript (SSU-rRNA, 5.8S rRNA, LSU-rRNA); snoRNA localization; box C/D snoRNP assembly. Gene Ontology annotation, cellular component: pre-snoRNP complex; nucleus. The record is from RefSeq and is a predicted model, not a curated record. Bases 4 to 1038 code for a protein of 344 amino acids. The transcript has 7 exons.
AACAUGGCAACCUCCAGUGACAAGAUCAAGGAUUGCGAAGUGUGCGGUACAAAUAAAGCGAAAUACACGUGUCCAAAAUGCGAGGUUAGAACUUGUCGUAUCGAAUGCGUAAACAUUCACAAAAAAGAAUUAGAAUGCGAUGGUGUCAGGGAUAAAACAAAGUUUGUGCCAAUAAAAUCAUUCACGGACUUAGAUAUUCUGAGUGAUUAUAGGCUUCUUGAGGAAGUUGGUAGAUCAGUUGAUAAACUAAAGAAGGAUCCAUUUAAAAAAUGCACAAGACAAAACAAUUUACCAAUGCAUUUAUAUAAACUCAGAACAGCUGCAUUUGAAAGAAGAGUCAAUUUACAAUUUAUGCCACAACAUUUUAGUAGACAUAAAAAUAACACAAUAUAUUUAAAUUGGAAAACUAAUGAAUUAUAUUGGAGAAUCGAAUGGAUUUUUCCACAAGCAGAAAAUACAAUAUGGAUUACUGACAGGGCUUUAGAAACUAUGCGAUUGUCAGCUGUCAUAGAGGAUAUUUUGGAUCCAAUUAAGUCAUUAGAAAAUAAUAAUGACAUAGAAGAAUUGAAUUUAAAAAUGUGUCUGAAAGAUAGAUUACAGUUUUAUCAAGCAGCUGGUUUAUCUGGCAUAAAAUUUCUUUUAAAGGCAGAAAAAGUAGUGAAGUCAGAUUCAAAGUUUUAUGAAUUAGAUGUUACACUUACGUUAAAAGAAAAUUUACAAAACAGGGCUAUAAUAGAAUUUCCAACAAUAUAUGCUGUCUUAAAGGAUCACUCAGAUGUGUAUGAAAUUAUUGAUACUGAUGUUGAAGAUACAGAUGAUUUAGAAAGUAAAAGUAAUUUCGUAAACGUGCCUAGGAAGAACAAACAAAUGCGUAAAGAAUUCAAUAAAACAGAGAAGAAAAGUUCAACGGUAAAUUAUUUUUUUAACUCUGAGUCUUCAGAGUCUGAAGAUGAAAAAACCAAUAGAAAAAGUAAAGUACCAAAUAUAUCAACUUUUACCAUACCAAAUUAUAAUGAAUUAGUAAAAAUGGAACAGUAACAUGUUUUUCACCCUAUUGAAAAAUGUAUAGGUAU